AUGGAACCAUUGAAAAGAAGGUACAAAAAAGCCUUGACGGCGUCCAAAAUUGCAGAUUAUUUACAAGAUAUCGAAGAUUCAAGUAAUGAGGAUAUAAAUGAUAUUGAUGUUGUCAUAUUGCCGCCAGACGAAGUGGAUGAAAUGACAGACAUAGAAGAAGGUCCUGAUGACGAUAUGGGAGUUUUACCUGUGUCCGAUGUAGCUGGUCAAGUGGAGUUUUCAUGUACGGUUGACAAUAUUGAGGAAGGUGAACCUAAUCAACGUACAUCUCGGGCAAGUAAGACAGUCGCUUGGCGUAAGUGUAAGCCAGUUCAUUCUGAUAAUCAACCAGUAUCUACGACAGCUAAUCAAUAUUUGGAAAACAUGAUAACGGAGUUGGAAGGGAAAUCGGCGGUAGAAAUAUUUGAAAACCUGUUAUGUGACGAGAUUUUAGAAUAUAUUGUUCAAGAAACAGAAACUUAUGCCAAACAUUACAAAAAUGACUUGAAUUUUAGUCUCAACGUGAAUGAGUUAAAAGUUUUCUUAGCAAUCUUGUUUUUCUCUUCAUAUCACCACUUGCCUCAAAGUAAACUUUAUUGGUGUAGAGGUAAUGAUGUACACGUUCCAUUUAUUGAAAAAGCAAUGUCACGUAAUCGUUUUGAUAAAAUCAAGUCUUAUUUACAUUUCAAUGAUAACUCAAAAAUCGACAAUACUGACAAAGCUUUCAAAAUUCGCCCAUUUAUCGCAAAAGCUAAUGAAUCAUUUCAAAAGUUUGGGAUUUUUGAAUCCAAUUUAGCAGUUGAUGAAAUGAUCGUUAAAUAUUUUGGUCAUCACGGAAUCAAACAAUUUAUAAAAGGAAAACCAGUGAGGUUUGGAUACAAACUUUGGGCAUUGUGUGGAGUCAGCGGAUUCUGUUAUAAUUUUUCGUUAUAUGCAGGCAAAAAAACUCAAACCGCAGAUGGUACUGGCGAUGGCUUGGAUUCAAGAGUGAGGCAAGAAAUGGUACUGGCCUCUAGUAAUUCGUAUUCUAGACAUGUUUCUAGUAAAUUCGUGGAUUAUUUACAACCAGGUCAAUAA
Molecule: messenger RNA, 1056 nt
Organism: Chrysoperla carnea
Lineage: Eukaryota; Metazoa; Arthropoda; Insecta; Neuroptera; Chrysopidae
Product: piggyBac transposable element-derived protein 3-like
Exons: 2
Coding region: 1-1056 (351 amino acids)
Molecular function (GO): sequence-specific DNA binding
Source: RefSeq, a predicted model, not a curated record